This is a messenger RNA of Malurus melanocephalus (red-backed fairy wren), 4141 nucleotides long. It is a transcript of the gene RAB4A, whose product is annotated as RAB4A, member RAS oncogene family. The coding region runs from base 127 to 783 and encodes 218 amino acids. The transcript has 8 exons. Gene Ontology annotation, biological process: Rab protein signal transduction; regulation of endocytosis. The record is from RefSeq and is a predicted model, not a curated record. Gene Ontology annotation, cellular component: endosome. Lineage: Eukaryota; Metazoa; Chordata; Aves; Passeriformes; Maluridae. Gene Ontology annotation, molecular function: GTP binding; GTPase activity.
CGGGCUGGGCYGAGCCGAGCCGAGCCGGGCCCGGGCGGCGGGGCCUGUGCGGUUCCCUCCGCCGUCAGCGCCGAGCCCGGGCGGGGCGGGCAGCGAGCAGCGGCGGCGGGGGUCACCCCUCCCGGGAUGUCGCAGAGUGUCAUGUCCGAGACCUACGAUUUCCUGUUUAAGUUCUUGGUCAUAGGAAAUGCUGGAACUGGAAAAUCCUGUUUGCUACACCAAUUUAUUGAAAAGAAAUUCAAAGAUGACUCAAAUCAUACUAUAGGAGUGGAAUUCGGUUCAAAAAUCAUCAAUGUUGGUGGUAAAUAUGUAAAAUUGCAGAUAUGGGAUACAGCAGGACAAGAGAGAUUCAGAUCUGUAACAAGGAGUUACUAUAGAGGGGCUGCAGGUGCUUUGCUUGUCUAUGACAUAACCAGCCGGGAAACCUACAAUGCACUUACUAAUUGGUUGACAGAUGCAAGAAUGUUAGCAAGUCAAAAUAUUGUGAUAAUCCUGUGUGGAAACAAAAAGGAUCUUGAUGCAGAUCGUGAAGUCACUUUUUUAGAAGCAUCCCGGUUUGCACAGGAAAAUGAGCUGAUGUUCUUGGAAACAAGUGCUCUAACAGGAGAAAAUGUUGAAGAGGCCUUUGUACAGUGUGCAAGGAAAAUACUCAAUAAAAUUGAAUCAGGAGAAUUGGAUCCAGAGAGAAUGGGCUCAGGCAUUCAGUAUGGAGAUGCUGCCUUGAGACAGCUGAGAUCACCACGUAGAGCACAAGCACAAAGUGCUCAAGAAUGUGGGUGUUAGAGAAACAAAACACAAAAUCCCAAAUACUUACUUUAGAUACUGAAGCUGUCUUUGCAAAUGGUGUUUGAAGAAACAGAAAAGCUUGAAGGCUAUGCAGUUUUUAAAAAAUCUUUCCACUAUCUACAUGCCAGAGCAGACCACUGCUGAUAGAAAGGUGUCUGGUGGUGGGGGGCAGGAAUGUGCACAACACACRAGUCUGCAAAGCAAACUUGGUAGUUUGGUGGACAAUAUUAAGACUCAUACCUGUAUGUAAAUGUUUUCCAUUACCUGUUUUUGUUCUUUCACCUCUAGUUUAAAGCAUUGCAAUGUACUGUAAAUAAUAUAACAGUAAAUUUAAAAAGCAUGGUAUACUUACAUAUGCUAUUAGAAUGUUGCACUAUAAGCAGUUUAAUAUUUUAUUUUUUUAUCAUAUAAACAAAUUUAACCRAGGUAGGCUUUGUCACAUUUGUUUGUUGCACUAUAGUUUGUAUUCACAACCUGAUUAUAAAACCACUGGCAACUGUUAGUGAGAGAUUGUUGGUUUAUUUUUUCCUACUCAGUUUGCCACAUUCUAACAACCUGUUGGCAGGAUCGAUUCUUAACAUGUGGUUAUGACCCAUACUUCUGUAUCCKGAUGUAUCAAGAUGAAAAGGAAAGUUAAAGCACAAGAGCAGAGGAAGAAUGCUACAMCGAGCUUACCAUCUUUCAUCAAAUUAGACUUGUGUUUAUUCCCUUUGUCCUGACAUUUUUGGUUCAAAUGGAUGCUUAUCUGAAAAGUAUGCACCUUAGGUUGUUUCUGAAUUAAAUGGAGUUAAGCAUGCUUUGUACGUAAAAGCCUGGGUUUAGGUUUAAAAAGGCUGUUGGGUCCAAAACCUUUCAUGUUGUGUCACUUCUCUGAUUGCUGUAUUUAGGRUUGAACUGCUAACAAUUAUUCUCAAGGGGUAUUCCCUUCCUGGUAGGAGUGUGAAGUGUUUUUUGAAACAGCAUAACUGCAUUUUCAAGAACAUCAGAGAACUCCAAAGAAACUUACCUGUCUUAAUCCUCACUCAGUUCAUCUUGGCUUUCACAACUGCAAAUGCUUACCAAAAGCAAGUCCUCUGGAGUAGGAAGUUGCAUGGAGCUGUCUCCUCCACCUGUCCAAAUAACCAGUUAUUAACUGGAAUAUGUUGGGUGCCAGAGCUGGGGAGGGUGCUGGUUCUGAAACCCCAAAACAGUUCUGGAAUACUGGAAAAAGAUGAGGUACUGGGUAGUCUGUUGCACCACACACCAUACCACAACCCAAUCAGGUUUCUUGGCACACAGACAAAAGCURAACACUGACACAGCACAAGUAGAGCCAAAGGCUCCUCUCCUGUCACUGUUACAGUGGUGGAAGGGGUAUUGCCUGUUGAUAAAAACCUCUUUCCUUUAUUACAGUAGCAAUUGAAAGGAGCAGAGGACUGUUGCUUAUUAAUAGAAAUUUCAGGGGUUUCACCRUGAUUUUCUUCUACAUUCUGUCCCUUUUACAUACAAGACUUGGCUCUUUUAUACUUGGUUCUUAUGAUAAUUUUGGUCCAGUGUCUCUGGUUUAAAAAGCAGUAAGCAGUUUUAUUCUUAAUUGUCUUAAGCUGUCCCCUUCCUCCCUGGAAGGAAAGAAUAGUAUCAUUUUAAUGAGUUUGGACAURUUUUUACCAUUUUUUUAAUGUAUACUCCUACUGUAUACACAUUAACCUGGUUAAUGUGCAUGUUUUGUAGUAUCUCAGUCUUUUAUGCUGAAUAUCUUGCUGGCAUUCUAAAAAGAAAUUUUCUAAAAUUGCAACUCCUUGGAGAAAUACUGUUGGAAGCAAUAGCUCUAAGCAGUGGAGACUAUUGUUUACUACUGCUCCUCUGAGGAUCUUUUAUUUCUAAAARUAAACAUCAUGCCAAUAUCAGCCCUGGAGUAGAUUUCAAGCUUUAGCAUUAUAGUUGACACAGCAAAUCAAACCUAGCUCACCUGAACAGUAAGUGAUAAGGAGGUUAUGUAUGUUUUUCGGGUAAAAGUCCUAUUUUACCAAAGGAAGAUGGCUGGGAGUUUUACAUGAAAUACCACCAUGUACCUGUAUCUGAGGUUUCAUUGGAUGUGGACUUUCAGCUGUUCAGCCCAUUAAGAGAUUUAAAUGUCUUAUUAAAGCCUCUGUCUUGCCUUUUAAUGAGUCUGUUGGCCUACACUUAUUUCCUUUAAUGCUUGUAUCUAGCACCAAAUAAAGAAUCUUCCUUGAUUUUCUAGGUGUCUUACACCAAAUCCUAUUUACUUGUACAAGCUUUAUCUGUUGUGUGAAUUCAACGGCAUGACUAUUAGGCAAUUCACAUAGAAUUUACAGUUGCCCUACCUUAUCCAUUCUUUGCAUUCUACUAGGUAUGCUGUAUGGCUCAAGAGUUCUCUUACGUCCAAUCAAAAGUGAAUGCCAUAGAAGAACCUGAUUAUUCUGUGCAACUCAUUUCCAUUAAAUUUUAGAUGCUGAAAGAAUUAACACUAUAAAUAUCUCAAGAAAUAUAUUGUAAAUCCACAGAGUAAAAAUAGUCUCAUUUACUGUAGAACCCAUGGCAUACAGAACUUCAGUAUAGCCAGCUGCUAAAGCUUAAUUUUUCUUGCGUUUCUGUUCUUAGUGAUACAACUUCCUGAUUUUUCUGUUACCCUUUUUCCUCUAAAGUUCUAAAUUUAUAUUCUCAAAGGCAUAGUAUUUCAGACAGCUGUUAUAGCUGGAGUUUUUUCCUUGUUAUAGUAGGGGRAAAAAUGUGAUUCAGGUUGGAAGAGGAUGUUAAGACUCUCUGGGAGAGUUAUGGGGAGGAACAGAAGAGAGUAGAAUGGUGGCUGUAAUCUAMCCUCAUACCCCACCUUAGUCAUUACCAAAGCCUGUUGCUUUCAUUCCAGGAGAAAAUAUCUGGGACAUGCCAAAGCCACAGUUGCAUGCAGGGACUGAAGUGCCCUGUAAGGGGGAAAAAAAAGUCUGAGACCCCACAAAACACAAUACAAGCAGUCCAGGCAUUUUGUGUCACUCAUUUUAUUCACAUGUAUAAGUUGACACUACACUUUUAUUACAGACAAUAAGCAUUUAAAACAAAUACUGUUUAAAAACUUUAAAAAACACAUAUUGCUUCAAGCUUAGAUGGUAUUUCCCUAUUGUUUUUAAAGUGAAUUCRGUGCUAACAACAGCUGAGGCAGCUUCCCAUUCACUUGUACCCCUAAUUUCAUAGGGCUACUGGCAAUAUCUCGAGUCAGGCUCAAUUUAUGGCUUUGCUGCUGAGUGCACUAACUGAGCUGGAAAAUAAACCGGACCAUCCAGGUUACCACACUUAGGCCCUCGGAUUGCUAGCAUUUGGUUCCUAUCACAGUAAAAAAAAAAAAAAAAAAAAAAAAAAA